Notothenia coriiceps (black rockcod) is the source of this 479-nucleotide messenger RNA. Its product is annotated as protein SSUH2 homolog. The transcript is spliced from 6 exons. The record is from RefSeq and is a predicted model, not a curated record. Bases 27 to 479 code for a protein of 150 amino acids. NCBI's taxonomy places the organism in Eukaryota, Metazoa, Chordata, Actinopteri, Perciformes, Nototheniidae.
GCAACAGCUGCCAUUCCACAGGGACGAUGCCGUGUGAUGAGUGUCAUGGAGAUGGAUCUAAAGUCUGCUGGGUGUGUAACGGCUCUGGGAAGAGAGGCGAGGAGAGCUGCACUCAAUGUGACGCUUCAGGCAAAGAAAGGUGUGAUAAGUGUGAUUCUAGAGGGACGAAGGAGUGUGAAACCUGUGAAGGAAAACGACAACUGCUGACCUACAUCCAGCUUAAAGUGGAGUGGACUAACAAUGUGGAGGACCACGUGGUGCAGCAGGACUCUGGUCUGGAGGCCGAUGAUCUUCGUUCAGUGACCGGGAAGGAGCUGUUUAAGAACAACCAGUACCUGCUCUACCCGCUGCUCGGCUUCCCCAACCAGGCCAUCUCUGAGGCCUCUGAGAAAAUGGUCCGAGAACACCAAAGCAAGUACGCUCAGAACGCCAGGAUCCUGCAGCAAAAGCAACAGUUAGAUAGAAGCAUAAGAUACUAA